AUGGAUUCUAAUGUAUCAAUAUAUACAACUUCUUUGACAAUGGAAUCACUGGAAUUACCUCCAUCUAAUAUUUUUCCAGCAUUCAUAUUUGGAACUCUCACAUAUUGCGCCAUUUUAGUUUUCAAUAUGACUGUAUGGCUCACAAUUGCUGUGAAUUGGAAACUUCAUAAGCCUAUGUAUGUUCUCUUGUCUAACUUGCCACUUAAUGAUAUGAUGGGUGCCACAGCCUUUUUCCCUCAGUUAAUAGCUAGUAUACUGUCACAGAAUAGAUCCAUCACUUACUCUGCUUGUUUUGUGCAAGCCUUACUGAUACAUCUGUACGGAUCUGGCUCAUUCCUCAUUCUAAGUGCUAUGGCUUAUGACAGAUACAUUGCCAUUUGCUGUCCAUUGAAAUAUAACACUUUUAUGUCUCCAAACAACUUGGUGAAAAUAAUUGUUAUCAUAUGGACUUUAGAUUUUACUCUGGUUGGUUUAGUAUUUGCACUGAUCUCCCACAAAGAGAUUUGUAGCACAAAAAUAGUGGACAUUUUCUGCAAUAAUCCAUCUUUGAUGAAGCUGGUAUGUGGAGAUACAAAGGUAAAUAACUACUAUGGACUGUUUACAAUAGUUUUUGUCCAAGGUCUGUCUCUGCUGAUAGUGGUAUUCACAUACAUCCAAAUCUUAAUCACAGUUGUGGUAAAAAGACAAUCUGAUGCCAAAAGUAAAGCGAUUCAGACCUGUGGUACACACUUAAUUGUUUUCUUGUUUUUGGAGUUCAACACACUUUUUACUUUGAUAGCUCAUAGAAUUGAAACAGCAUCCCCAAAUAUGCGAAGGGCCUUAGGUGUUUCUGUGUUGAUAUUUCCUCCUAUAAUUAACCCUCUAAUAUAUGGCCUGAAAAUAAAGGAAAUUCGACAGAGUGUUAUUUUCUUUUUCUGUAAGAAAUCUUUCCCAAUUGUAUAA
Messenger RNA from Pygocentrus nattereri (red-bellied piranha), 942 nucleotides. RefSeq names its product olfactory receptor 52K2-like. NCBI's taxonomy places the organism in Eukaryota, Metazoa, Chordata, Actinopteri, Characiformes, Serrasalmidae. The coding region runs from base 1 to 942 and encodes 313 amino acids. The record is from RefSeq and is a predicted model, not a curated record. Gene Ontology annotation, biological process: G protein-coupled receptor signaling pathway. Gene Ontology annotation, cellular component: membrane. Gene Ontology annotation, molecular function: olfactory receptor activity; G protein-coupled receptor activity. The transcript has a single exon.